This is a messenger RNA of Aegilops tauschii subsp. strangulata, 1801 nucleotides long. RefSeq names its product RNA exonuclease 4. Gene Ontology annotation, cellular component: nucleus. The record is from RefSeq and is a predicted model, not a curated record. Gene Ontology annotation, biological process: rRNA processing. Lineage: Eukaryota; Viridiplantae; Streptophyta; Magnoliopsida; Poales; Poaceae. Gene Ontology annotation, molecular function: 3'-5' exonuclease activity; nucleic acid binding.
UUUUACGGUACAAUGGUGCUAAUUUAGCAAUGCCACAUAUACUGUAUAUAUGACAUCGAUGACGUGGAAGAGGAUAGACAAAAAAAAGUUAUUUGCUUUAUCUUAGCUAAGAUGAUCUCUUGAAAUGAAAGACAAGACAAUUCACGUCAUUGUACGAGAUGCUAUCUUUCCAUUACACCUUUUUUUGCGAGAAUCUUGUCAUUGCAUCUUAUCUUAAUAUAUUUUAAUCGUCACAUAUUUGUCUACGCCUUGUAGCGUUAAUCAUUUCUAGAUGGCACGGAACGUAUAAGAGAACACCGUCUUGUCAUGCCCUGAUCCGAUAUUGAGAUAAUUAGAUGCUUGUGCUGUUGUGCACUGGGAGUCACGUAGGGAUUUGAGUCUCUGAUAUCAUUACGAGUAGAUAUUAACAACGCCUGCAUGCAGGUCUAGUUAUUCCUCAGAAUGGAGCAAUGACAGUCUAAGGGGCUUUCCUCGUGAAGGUUCCAUCUCUGAUCUCUCGACAAGGCUGGCCUAUAAAUAGGCGUUCCCACACGGUUCAUCCUCGCCAACCUCGAGAUCUGAGAGAUCUUGAUCGACCUGCACGAAGAAUCUGUGGAGCGCGAUGGACAGCAGAAGGGAGUCCGCGGAGACCCUGAGGAACAAGUGCUCGGCGUGCUUCCGGCAGUACAACAAGAUGGAGCACCUUGUGGAGCACAUGAAGGUGUCGUACCACUCGGUCCACGAGCCCAAGUGCGGCGCCUGCAGGAAGCACUGCCGCUCCUUCGAGUCCCUCAGGGAGCACCUCAUAGGUCCAUUGCCCAAGGCCGAAUGCGCGCGCGUCUUCAGCGCCCGGGGCUGUGGCAUCUGCCUCAACAUCUUUGACAGCCCCGCCGCCGCCAGAUAUCACCGUCACGCCUGCCAAUACUCCCGCGCUGCUCCGAUGCCAAAGGGUGGCGCAGGUGGACGCGCGGUUGCCAUGGCCUGUAAGAUGGUCGGAGGAGGGAGCGACGGCUCCGUGGACCUCUGCGCAAGAGUGUGCCUUAUUGGAGAAGAUGAGAACAUCAUCUUCCAGACCUAUGUAAAACCUACAGCCCCUGUCACAAACUACAGGUAUGAGGUGACUGGGAUAAGGCCCGAGUACCUGAGGGACGCAAUGCCACUGAAACUUGUGCAGAGGAGGAUCCAGGACAUCCUGUGCAACGGGGAGCCGCUGUGGAAGAUACGGCCGAGGAGCUAUGGAAGGGCAAGGAUCCUUGUUGGGCAUAUCGUGGACCAUGACCUCGAGCGCCUAGGUUUGGACUACCCAGCAUUCAUGAUCAGGGACACCGCAAAGUACCCACCGCUGAUGAAAACCAGCAAGCUGAGCAAUACCCUGAAGUACCUCACACAAGCAUAUCUUGGGUAUGAUGUCCAUACUGGCAUUCAGGAUCCAUACGAGGACUGCGUCGCGGCGAUGAGACUAUAUAUCAGGAUGAGAUCACAAGCUCACCCGAGAGACUACGCCUCCGGUUCAGGGGAGGUGCAGAAUAACUACCCGGCCUGGAGGCAGAGGGAGAUGGAGAGGAUGAGCCCAGAAGAGCUCCUGGCACUUUCAGGAUCAGACUACUACUGCUGGUGCCUGGACCCCUAGACUGAUGAUGAGCUAAAGAGAACAAGGCAGGGCCGGCCGACUGAUGUUGGUUUGGUCAUAUUCCAUCCGUAGUAAUACGUAUGUCUAAUUAUCUUUGGACUUAUGUAUGGUGGGAUUGAGUAUAAUAUUGGUGAUUAAGAGUUGUAUGAGUCAUAUUUAAGAGCAAUGAUAUAUAGUAAGAGGCUUUCUACU